AUGUCAUCCAACAACAACAAUAUCCUACCGAUGGUCUUUCAGACAGAAAAUCUGUCGUAUGAAGACAGGUAUUGGGCWUAUCAGUCCAAAAUUCUUGGUGACUGUAGCGCAGAUCAAGUCUCCGUACAGAUCAAGAAAUAUGUUGCCUUACAAAUUGAGCCGGGCAGUUGGAAGGCGAUUUGGAGAAGCAAAAACGUCAAGGACAAACUGCAGCACUUCGAUGUGGUUGUGGAGGUCAGUGACAUAAAUGUAGAUAAACUUACUGCAGACAUUGCUGUUUGUGAGCCACUUGUCAUUGAACCACAACUCCCAGCAAAAGUCAUUGAAGAAAUUCUGAUGCAAAAUGGGAAUGCAGUGCCACUGACAGAGAUCUAUCCUGUGUAUGACGCCUCGGGAGAGAACGAYGACACUGCUUUAGCAAUUGAGCAUGUCAGGUUCUUUUAUGAGAAUGUGUGGCGGGAAUGGGAUGAGGACGACGACAGUGGGUGUAGCUAUACCUCCCUUUAUCUUGAGCAACGACUACGGCUGUUUUAUGACAUCAGAGAUGGACUUCUACCCAAAGAGCUCAUUAGAAAAUACCAAGACAACUAUGCAGARUACAAGAACAAAUUACUCGAAUUAGAAAAGCUGAGAGACCAGAUGGCGACUAGUGAUUCUGAACAAGAGUUGGAUGACCUUGAUGUACUAAAAUGUGCCCUGAAAAAUGAAGAGUGUAACACACUCGUUCAUUCUCUUCAAAUGAUGGAGAAUCCUCAAAUGAGGUACCUAUUGGCUGCAGUGUCACCUGGUGCAAAGGCAGCUUUGACGAAGCCAAGGGGACCAAGAUCUGAUGCAGAACCUUGCACUCUGAUUGUAGCAAAGAAGCUGAUGGCUUACAUGGUCAAGAAUCUUUCAGAUAAUACAACAGUUGAGCAUUACCAUGAUCUCAGCACUGCUCUAGAGUCUUACUUUCUUGGAGAUACAAUCCACAUUUACCCAGGAACAUAUUACUUGGAGGACGCAGUAAACCUGGCUGAACCUGUCCAGAUACUUGGUAUUGGGGAUUCUAAUAGGAUAUCUGUGUCMUGUCAAGACAGUGAAGACUUUUCCAUCAACUGCCAGUCUUCAGGAAUACUGUUUAAGAAUAUCAUGUUUGAACAAGAAGGAGAAGGUGGUCCAAGAGGGAUGCUAGUGGUCCACAAAGGUCAGACUACCUUGGAGGACUGUCAGCUGAAUUGUGGGAUCACAGGUGUUUCUGUCAUGAAACGUGGACAUUUGGUCAUGAGAAAGUGCAAACUUUAUGAUGCRAAGUCAACAGGAGUCACAGCCCAACCUGAAGGCAAAGUAUACAUAGAAAACUGUGACUUCUACAACUGUGGUGACAACAAUGAUGACGAYGCCUUCAACUCAAGUGCUGCUGUGCAGCUUCAACAAGACUCUGAUACUAAACCUGACGCCACCCUGAUUGACAACAGUAUCCACAACAAUAGUGGCUAUGGMGUCUGUGUUGUAAGAAGUGUCAGUCAAGCUGACGAAAACCCRGAGUGUGCCAUCAACCUYGAUGUGACAACCAAYAGGUUYCGGGGAAACAAAUUUGGUGACGUUUGCCACAUUUAUCUUGAUAGCAGCAAUAAAGACUAUAAUACAACAGUUGAGCAUUACCAUGAUCUCAGCACUGCUCUAGAGUCUUACUUUCUUGGAGAUACAAUCCACAUUUACCCAGGAACAUAUUACUUGGAGGACGCAGUAAACCUGGCUGAACCUGUCCAGAUACUUGGUAUUGGGGAUUCUAAUAGGAUAUCUGUGUCMUGUCAAGACAGUGAAGACUUUUCCAUCAACUGCCAGUCUUCAGGAAUACUGUUUAAGAAUAUCAUGUUUGAACAAGAAGGAGAAGGUGGUCCAAGAGGGAUGCUAGUGGUCCACAAAGGUCAGACUACCUUGGAGGACUGUCAGCUGAAUUGUGGGAUCACAGGUGUUUCUGUCAUGAAACGUGGACAUUUGGUCAUGAGAAAGUGCAAACUUUAUGAUGCRAAGUCAACAGGAGUCACAGCCCAACCUGAAGGCAAAGUAUACAUAGAAAACUGUGACUUCUACAACUGUGGUGACAACAAUGAUGACGAYGCCUUCAACUCAAGUGCUGCUGUGCAGCUUCAACAAGACUCUGAUACUAAACCUGACGCCACCCUGAUUGACAACAGUAUCCACAACAAUAGUGGCUAUGGMGUCUGUGUUGUAAGAAGUGUCAGUCAAGCUGACGAAAACCCRGAGUGUGCCAUCAACCUYGAUGUGACAACCAAYAGGUUYCGGGGAAACAAAUUUGGUGACGUUUGCCACAUUUAUCUUGAUAGCAGCAAUAAAGACUAAUAAUGAUUAAUAAUUAUAAUAAUUUAUAGAAUUAAUGAAUAUUAGCUUCUGCGUGUUUAUUAUAAAAAGCACCAGCUAAGCUGAGCACCAUUGACUAAGGCAAGAUAAUAUUUGGUCACAUAUAUAAUAUAGAUUUCUCUUUGAGAGGCUUGCCUCGGGCAGUCAGUCCAAUUACAAUUUUCUCAUUAUACCAAAGGUUACAAAAGAAAAUACAUGUCAUGUACAAAAAUUGCUUUACUUUUAGAUACUUAGGUUCCAAAAAUACUAUUUGAAAGUAAGAUGUAAUGUGAUCAUAAAGAAUAAAUAGUACAUCCUUUGAAAAAG
This is a messenger RNA of Exaiptasia diaphana, 2667 nucleotides long. Its product is annotated as SHC SH2 domain-binding protein 1. NCBI's taxonomy places the organism in Eukaryota, Metazoa, Cnidaria, Anthozoa, Actiniaria, Aiptasiidae. The coding region runs from base 1 to 2343 and encodes 780 amino acids. The record is from RefSeq and is a predicted model, not a curated record. The transcript has 10 exons.